Molecule: messenger RNA, 1121 nt
Organism: Maniola jurtina (meadow brown)
Lineage: Eukaryota; Metazoa; Arthropoda; Insecta; Lepidoptera; Nymphalidae
Product: odorant receptor 85c-like
Exons: 7
Coding region: 142-1044 (300 amino acids)
Biological process (GO): detection of chemical stimulus involved in sensory perception of smell; sensory perception of smell
Cellular component (GO): plasma membrane
Molecular function (GO): odorant binding; olfactory receptor activity
Source: RefSeq, a predicted model, not a curated record
CUAGCUGAUAAAAACUCUUCCUAUUUGUAGAACCUGCAUUGCACUGAUCAACUCUUGGGAACCUUAUUCAUACUUCUGACCACUUUGAAUACACUCGGCAAACAAAUUGCUUUUAAUUUGAGAGUUCGGCGCAUCGAUAAUAUGAUUGACGUAAUUAAGGGAUCAUAUUUUGCACCUAAAAACUCAUUCCACGAGGACAUAGCAAGGGCCAACGCAGUAUCGAUGACUCGUCUCCACAAACUUUAUUGCAUUGCUGUAAGCAUUUGUGGUGUUCUAUUUACUGCUUAUCCUCUUAUAAAUAAAAGUUUGGGACAAGAAGCUCAAGUUCCGGGAUAUUUCCCUUUUGACACGAGUGAGACUCCAAUAUUUCAUAUAGCAGUUGUGUACAUGAGUGUCCUUAUUACUCUGCAAGCUUAUGGCCAUGUGACGAUGGACUGUACAAUAGUGGGAUUUUACGCACAAGCUAAAACCCAAUUGCAAAUCCUUAGACACAAGUUUGAACAUUUUGUGGAUGAAUUUGAAUCUGAGGGGAAAAGUACAGAUCACUUUGAAUAUAUUGACCAAAAUGAAAAUCAUAAGCGAGCGUUGCAGAAGAAAUUCGUGUGCUGUUUGGAUCAUUACGAACUUAUUGUUUGGUUUGUAAAGGAAGUAGAAUCUAUUUUUGGCGAAGCGAUGAUAUUUCAGUUUUUCGUUAUGGUCUGGGUAAUCUGCAUGACCACGUACAAAAUUGUCGGGCUUUCUGUAAUGUCCGCAGAAUUUAUUUCGAUUGUAAUGUAUCUUGGGUGCAUGUUGGCGCAGCUUUAUAUUUACUGUUAUUAUGGAACACUUCUUAAGGUAGAGAGUGAACUAGUGAACGACUCCAUAUAUCAGUCAGGAUGGCAGUCCCUCUCACCUGCAUUUCGUCGUCAACUGUACAUGCUUAUGGAAAGAUGUAAACGGACGGUGGAGCUUCGCACCGCUUUCGUCAUACCUAUGUCACUGGAUACGUAUAUUUCUAUUUUGAGAUCAUCUUACGCACUCUUUACAAUUUUGGAUAGAAAAUAGAUCUUAAAAAUGAGUAAGUAUACAUACUUAUGUUAUGUGGCACGUGCUUGGAUGAAAUUAAACACUAAUUCAUCCAA